Scatophagus argus is the source of this 8525-nucleotide messenger RNA. RefSeq names its product TUB like protein 4b (gene tulp4b). The transcript has 14 exons. Bases 1380 to 6683 code for a protein of 1767 amino acids. The record is from RefSeq and is a predicted model, not a curated record. NCBI's taxonomy places the organism in Eukaryota, Metazoa, Chordata, Actinopteri, Scatophagidae. Gene Ontology annotation, molecular function: protein binding.
GGUGCAAUCAGUCGCCUAAUUAAUAAUAAUUAAUAACGUGGCAGGAAGAUAAGAGACUCAGUUACCAGCACAUUCAUCCCAUCAAGGGCUUGUGUCAAAAAUGUCACUUCAACUUGCUUUAGAAAGAUGGGGUGCGCCGUGUGAGGUUGCCAUUAUGAAAGAAACCCCCUUUUGAGGUGCUGCAAUAAAUCGUAUAUUGAUCAUUGUAGCCUGUGGACCAGAUUCCAUAUGAGAAUGUAGUAAUUCUUGGUUAAACUGUACAUUAUUGGCUUCAGUGAUUCUUGAUAGGCAUAUUAAAUGUAUCGGCUCUUUCGAUUUAAUGGCACUUUAAGUUAGGGGGUCCAUUUUUCGUGCUACCUGCCUCAUGGCAACCCGCUUUAAAGCCACAACCCCAAAGUGCGCCAGCGGAAAAAAAGUGCCUGGCAACACGACCGCAUUGUACGCCGACUGCCUCUGGAUUAACAUUGCUAUAGCGGUGUCAGGUACGUACAACUGCAUGAUGUGUGCCCAUAUUCCCUCUCUGAUGAAAGCAUUUAUGCGUUUUCCACCGCAGCUCACUCGCCUCGUCAGUCCUGCCUGAUUCAGACAGCUGCAUGCGGCUACAAGACGCCUGUGAAUGAGGAAAUGUAAUUGAUGUAAUGUGUAACAGUGACAGACCUUCACAGAGGAGAUGAUCUGUCUUAUUGGGUUCUGUUAAUCUGCAUUCUUCAAAGCGAGAGGGGAAUUAUUGCUUUAAACCGCAGUGUAUAAAUUGUCAUUUUUAUUUCUAUGAUCUGCAUUAAAAGACGUUAAUGAUAUUUUUAUGUAGAAAUUGGAAUAGAGUAGUUCACAUUUCUGCCUGUCUGCUCUGGUGUUUUGUUUGACGUAAAAUAGGAAGAAGCGGACAGUAUCAGUACCCAUGGAGACUGCGAGUGCACUGAUCUCCAAUGCAGUGCUGGUGUUGCAUAGAGACUGAGAAAAACUGAGAAUUUCAAGGUUGAUGCACUGAGUGACAACGCGCCUAUUUUAAGCAAGAACCACCUCUCGCUCUCUCUUUCUCUUUAAAUAACCUUACUUGUUGAAUAACGGUGUUUUAUUCGUCUUUUUUCCCACCCUUCUUCUUCAUUGCAACAGGAUUACACAACUCCAGAGCCACAUCAGGAGGACAUGGGGUGGGCCACUGUCAUCAAAGGAGCCUCACAUCAUUUCGUGGCCAACUCUGAAGCACAGAGCUGGUUGAUUUAAGUGAAUGGAGAGCUGGACAACAUCUGGCCGUAUGAUGCAUUUUACUUCCCCUUAGAUUUUGUUGUAAGCACCGGAGAGCAGAGCAGCCAUUACCUUUCAGUGCAUCCAUCUGAAUGGAAAUAUGGACACCUUCAUUGGAGGAAUUUUGACUCAACAUGCCCAGGAACUAUGAGGUUGUCUUGGUGCGUUGGAAUGAACCUUUUCAGAAGCUGGCCACCUGUGAUAUGGAAGGAGGUAUUUUUGUAUGGAUCCAGUAUGAAGGAAGAUGGUCUGUAGAGCUGGUGAAUGACAGGGGAGCCCAGGUGAGUGACUUCACUUGGUCACAUGAUGGUACUCAAGCACUGAUUGCGUACCGGGAUGGCUUUGUGUUGGUUGGCUCAGUCAGCGGACAAAGACACUGGUCCUCUGAGAUUAACCUGGAGAGCCAAAUCACCUGUGGCAUCUGGACACCCGAUGAUCAGCAGGUCUUCUUUGGUACAGCAGAUGGUCAGGUGAUAGUGAUGGACUGUCACGGACGAAUGCUUGCCCAUGUUCUGCUACACGAGUCUGAUGGGAUUGUGAGCAUGUCCUGGAACUGCCCUGAUUUCCUGGUCGAGGACAGCACAGAGAGCGACACGGACUCUGACGACAAUGUUCUGCCUUUAGUGCGCAGAGUCAAGCCUUUGCUGACGGUCACCUUCUUGUCAGGAGAUAUCAGUUUGAUGAACAACUACGAUGACCUCUCUCCCACCGUGAUUCGCUCGGGGCUGAAAGAUGUUGAGGCCCAGUGGUGCUCCCAGGGAGACCUCCUGGCUGUGGCCGGCAUGGAGAGACACGGGCUUCCAGCCGAGUCUGCCUGCGCAUCCAUCAUGAGGAACGCCCUUGUAAAGUUCUAUAAUGUCCAAGGAGAACACAUCUACACUUUGGAGACACCGGCACAGAGACCCAUCACCACCAUCUGUUGGGGUCACAGAGACUCUCGACUGUUCCUUGCAUGUGGACCAGCACUGUAUGUGGUGCGAGUGGAGCACAGGGUGGCCAGCCUCCAACUUUUAUGCCAGCAGGGCAUCGCCAGCGCCCUGCGAGAGGAGAAGGACGUGGGGAAACUGAACAUGCCCUCGCUGCUCUGCUCUUAUGUCACCAGUGCUUUCAUACCAACCAUCAAGCCCCCAAUCCCUGACCCCAACAACAUCCGUGACUUUGUCAGCUAUCCCACAGCUGGAAACGAGAGGCUCCAUUGCACUAUGAAGCGAGCAGAGGACAGCCCUGAGGCCGGCGGACCCUGCUACACUCUCUACCUAGAAUAUUUAGGAGGACUGGUGCCUAUUCUCAAAGGAAGGCGCAUCAGUAAACUCCGGCCCGAGUUUGUCAUUAUGGAUCCAAAAACAGAUGGCAAAGCAGAGGAGGUGUGUGUGAAUCCCAUGAUCUCAUACACUGACAGCUGUAACUGCUCUGACUCCAGUGACAUUGAGUUGAGCGAUGAGUGGGUCGGGAAGAAGUCACCAAAGUUAUCCCGAGGAAACAGGAUGAACAUGGAGUCAAGAAAAUCUCCCAAGCUUUCACGUGCCAAUCAGGAAGGCCAGCGCUCACCACGAUUACCAACAAAGAAGCCUCCAGUGCGGUCCCCCAGUUUGACACGUCGAGAGUUUUCAAUGGAUGGGAUCACAGAGCACAACUACCUUGCUCAAGUCACAUCCAACAUUUGGGGAACAAAAUUCAAAAUUGUUGGACUUGCUUCUUUUCUCCCUGCCAAUCUUGGUGCAGUCAUCUAUAAGACAAGUUUGCUUCAUCUGCAACCGAGACAGAUGACAAUCUACCUGCCAGAAGUGCGAAAGAUUACUCAUGACUUUAUGAGCCUGCCUGUGUUCAACCCUAAUGUGUUCAGUGAAGAUGAGGAUGACUUACCAGUGAUGGGUCCAUCUGGAGUGGCAGGAGACAAUCCUCCCUGUACAGUCAACAUUCCUAUUGCUCCCAUCCACAGCCCGGCUCAGGCCAUGUCUCCAACUCAGAGUAUUGGCCUGGUUCAAUCUCUUCUGGCCAAUCAGAAUAUCCAGCUAGAUGUGCUGACCAACCCUACAGCCACUGCAGCAGCUGCAGCUGCAGCGGCGGCAGCUUCUGUCCCGGUCACUGAUCACGGGCAGGAUGCAGUUGCAACACCGUACCCAGUGCCAACUAGAUAUUCAAACCCCGGUCAGGUGAUCUUCAAUGGCCUGGAGAUGCGUCCUCUUCUUCCUGGUACUCUUCCUCCCCCUCCUCCACCUCACCAUCUCCCCCCGCAGCCUCACCAACAGCGGACUCAUUCGCAGCAGCCUCGCCAACCGCAGUCCAAACAGUCACAACAAAUGCAAACACAGCAGCAGCAGAAAAUGCAUCAUCAUCAACUACAGCACCAUCAUCAGUCCCAAUCACAGCAACAACAACAACAACAACAGCAUCAGCAACAACAACAACAGCACCAUCAUCAGUCCCAAUCACAGCAACAACAACAACAACAGCAUCAGCAGCAGCAACAGCAACACCAUCAUCAGUCCCAAUCACAGCAACAACAACAACAACAACAACAACAACAACAGCAAUUACAGCAGCAACAUCAACAGCUACAGCAGCUUCACCACCAGCAGGCACUACAUCCACAGCAGCCCCAACAUCAACAACACCAGGUUCAGCAACACCAACAAAUACAACAAAAUCAACAGCAAGUGACACCUCAACAACUUCAGCACCAACAUCAAAUCCAGCAGCAGCAGCAACAGAUGCAGCUGCAACACGAACAGAUGCAGCAACAACAGCAGCAGAUGCAACAGCAGCAGCAGCAAAUCCGGCAACAGAUCCAGGAGAUGAGGCAGCAGCAGCAGCAGCUCCAGCAGCAGCACCAGCAGAUUCAGCAGCAACAUCAGCAGAUGCAGAGGCAGCACCAACAAAUGCAGCAGCAGCUGAAGAUGCAGAUGUCGCUGCCCCCUCCUCCAACUGGGUAUCCGACCAUUUCUUUGCAACAGAUUCAUCUUCUGCCUCAGAUUCCUCCUCCUACCACUGAGCCUGGAUUCAACAGGGUGGAGCAUGGACACACUCUCAAGCCAAGCCUGCCACGGACUUUACCUCCCUUCACUGACAUGGAUGGAUCUGUGGAAAUCCAGAUGAGGAAGGCUAAUCCCCCUCCUCCUUACCCGGGCACUGUAGUGUCUGCAGCGGCAGCUACAGCCGCCACUACGCCUCAAACGCUUGUCACAAACUGUGACAGCCCAAGUGUCCUGGCACCAGACCCCUGUCUCAAGAAGGAUGAGUUUUUGCUCCACCCUGUCACCUUACAAUACCCAACACCUCUGGGGUAUGAAAGGAUCACGACCUUUGACAGCAGUGGAAAUGUGGAAGAGGUUUGUCGGCCACGUAGGCGCCUCAUUCGCAACCAAAAUGCAUAUGCUGUCCAUGGCUCGGCCACGCUCAAAGUCACUUCCUCUGAGAAUAAAAAAAUUCAGCUGCCCUACAGCUCAGCAACACUGAGUCGUCUCUCUGUCCCUCGAUACUCAAUACCAAGUGGAGACCCUCCUCCUUACCCUGAUCCAGCCAAUCAAGUAAGUGCUACACUUCCUCCUCCACAGAGAAUUGACAGCAGUCUGAUACAUGCCACUCUACGUCGUGAGCGCAGGGACAUGGGACUUAAAGUGCCACAGAUGAUGGAAAGCUCAAGGACCCUUCCCUCGAAGGCUAAGAUAAACAGUGCACUAGCACUUAGCUACCAGCAGAGGGUGCCCACUGCACUGUACACCUGCACACAGUGCAGCAGUAACAGCAGCAGCACCAGUGUCAGUGUUAGUGGCGGUGGAACUACAAGUAGUGGCAUUGCAGGUGGCACGGUGGUGAGGCAGGACUUCCCACCAGGGAAAGGAGCUCAUCACAGCACCAUUAUUGUGCACUCCAAAGGUGCGACUCCACUGACUUCUCAGUCAUCUUACAGUCUGCUGGGUGCUGUUGAUAACAGCAGAGACAGAACGGUGUAUGUUAACUCUGCCUUCACAGAAGAUGAGACUUUAAGUCAGCAAUGUCAUCUCGAAAAAUCUGUACGUCAGCUGACUCUCGGCGAUGUCAGUUUGACAGUAAAACACCCUCCGCCUUACCAGUGGGACACCUCUGCCUCAGAGGAGUUCUGGCUCACCCCAGAACAAACCAUGAUAGCUCCUCCACCGGGACCUCAUAAACCGCCUCCACUCAUCAUCAGUCAAGCUCAGCACUUGGAUAUGACUCGGCUGCCAUUUGUCCUCACAACUAAACCUCCAACCAGUCCAAGUACGAGCACUCUUACUUUCCCAUCAGGUUACCAGAUAUCCCUCUCGCCUUUUCCUCCAGGUGUGGGUCACAAUGGUCCUCCACUUCAGACCUUACAGAACCCUCCACCACAAUGUUCUCCAAAUGAAGUGGUUGCUUCAGUCUCCUUUGCUCAGCAGGAACCCAACUUGGUCCUACCACCAGGCUAUCCUCCGAAUUUAGCUAACUUAGCGUGUUGCCCUCUCCCCCCAAUGUACCCAGGAGCCAGUUCAUGUGCUGGACUUCAGCUGCACCCUGUCAAUCUUCAUCCCUGGAACCCUUACCCUUGCCCACCUCCCAUGCAAGACCCUCCAGCACCUCCUCUCCCUACCAAAACUCAUCAGAUUUUAGAGAAACCAAUUCUGUCCCCACCUCCUCCAACUGCGCCACCUCCACCACCCCCUCUCCCUCCUCCUCCUCCACCUACUGAGCUACCACCAUCCAAAAGUGCACCAGAGGAUCUAGCAGAGUCUGCCAACAACUUUCCAGAGCCAUCUUCCCUGAAUGAAAGCCCUGUACCACAGGAGUCUGAACGCUUCAACAAGAAGAGCCGCAAAAGACUGGACAGCAGAGCCGAGGAGGCCAACAUGCCGACUGUCUCCGAGGUCAAGUCCAGAAAGGAAGGGCGUGCGCUCUCUGACUUCAACACUCUCAUUGCCAGCCCGAAGCUUGGCAGCAGAGAGAAGAAGAAACCCAAGGGGCAGAGAGAGCAACUCAAUAAAACCAAGAAGAUGAGCAGAACCACUAAUGAGUUCCAGGAUAGCUCAGAGAGUGAGCCAGAGUUGUUUAUUAGUGGCGAUGAGCUGAUGAACCAGAACCAGAGUAGUAAGAAGAGCUGGAAGAACAAGCGCAGCAUGCGUAUGGCGAGUGAGCUGGAGGAGAUAAAGUGCCGCAAGGCAAAUGAAAGAGAGGACCGCAGUUUAGGAAGCCAAGGAUUUGUCUAUGUUAUGGCCAAUAAACAACCAUUGUGGAACGAAGCCACUCAGGUCUACCAGCUUGAUUUUGGAGGGAGAGUCACACAAGAGUCAGCAAAGAACUUUCAAAUUGAGCUGGAUGGCAGACAGGUGAUGCAGUUUGGGCGAAUUGACGGGAAUGCCUAUAUCUUGGAUUUCCAAUAUCCUUUCUCAGCAGUGCAGGCAUUUGCUGUUGCCUUGGCCAAUGUGACUCAAAGGCUGAAGUGAAAAAGUUAUUUUACGUUGUUGACUAAUUCAAAACAAGCCACAACGGUCAUACAAUCUGACGUGUUGUGUUGUAGUUGGAAAAAUAUGAAUGUUAUGGUGGUUCUUUUCUGAAAGAACAGAUUAAUAUAAAAGUUUGUGUUGCACGUGCGGAUCAUUUACAAUCAGUCUGCUGAAGGUGGGUCAGUUGAGGUCAGCGGUCGUGGUGACUAAACCACUUACUCUGUGAUUUCUAGUUCAUCUCUUGAAUGUACUUAAGCUAAUUUUAUUCAUUAUUAAUGUUACUUAGUGUAGUAAAAGAAAAGUGGCAGCCUUCCGUGGAUUUACAAAAGGUAAACUUAAUACACGUUGGAAUGGAUUUUAACAGCAUGGAGGCUUAGUACCAUAUGUGGUGCCAAAGACUUUCCUCUCUUAAUAAUAGCUACUUUAAUAUAUUUCAGAUUCAUAAAUAUUUCAUAUAUGUUUGUGAUGUUAAGGUUACCUAAAUUGAGGUAUGGUGGUAUUCAAAAUUACAAAUACAUUUUGACUAAGCCAUACCACAUCUGGUACAAACGCUGCACUAUUCUAAAUUCAGUUUUAAUUAAAUGAAUUAUAAGGUAAAUCAUGAAUAUCAAACUAGUUGUUCUUGGGUUUUUUCAGUACCUUUAUUUCUAUCUUUAGUCUUCAUUCAAACCCCAUUUAUUCAGGACAAUGUUUUGAUUUUUGGUCUGUUUUAUUUGUUGAAUGUCCUCUACAUUUUGUGCCAAGUGCUGAACAUGCAAUCAAAGAAUGCAUUUCUGUAACUCCAAAAUGAAGAGUUCAGUACAGUUUACCAUAAUUACAUGUGUAUGCUCUGUUCAUGAUACUUCUAUGAAGUGGUACAAUUAACAUAAAUCAUAUUCAUUUAGCCACAAUACUGCAAGUUGUUAUUUGGUCCUUUUAAUUUCCAAAACUCACCUCUACAAUUGUCAGAAACUGUCAACAGUAAGUUAGUGUUUGUUAAAUACAGCCAAAUAGCCAAAUGCAUUUGGCUGAAAGUAAGUUAGUGGGGAAAAUGGUAGAAAGCAGUCCCAUCUCCACAAACAGAAAUUUGCAUACCCACUGAGAUCUUCUCAGUGAAUCUCAACCUUGGUUGGCUCUGUGUUGUUUGCAGUGGUUGUUCCCGAUGUUACGACAUCAGUAGUUUGCCUCGUUGGAAAUCAGUGCUGCUUUAGAUAGGUAAAGCUUGUGUGCGAUAAAGCUACUAGAACUGAUGUUGUACUUGCUAAAGAAAAUACAAAGCUGCUUGCACUGUGUUUAGUAAAAGACUUAACAUCAUUAUAUGCUUAGAAAAAAAAAUUGCUUAUAUGUUGCUGAUUUCAGUAAUUUUGUACUUCACCUUUGCUUUAACAUGGUUUUUGAUGUUACAUUUGUCAAAAAAGAACGACAAUUAUAAACUUGCAAAGAUAUUAAAUGCAACAUAUUCAUAAGUUGUGAAGAUUAACUGUUAGUAGGAGUGUGAUUCAUGUAGAUUUGGUGCUAAUGUAUAAAAGAAAUACAUGUAGAAACGUCUGGACAUGUGUCAUUUGCUAAAAGAAGGUGAUAAAGAAAGUAUAUGAAGAAAGUAUUUUGAGAGAGCCCGCUGGACAUUUAGCGCAGAGAGAUUUCAUUGGACAGUUUUUCAUUUAAUGCAGCUUCAGAGACUUUAGCAACAAUGUGUGUCAGUUAUCAGCAAUACUGCCUAAUGAAUAGUUGGUUGCCUGAUUUUUGUUUCUCUUAUUUUGUGAAGGAAUAAAUAUGAUAUGACUGUAGGUUUACAUCGACCUAUAGGCUGGCCAAGAUCUAAUAAAAAUACAUUGUUCCAAAUGUUUGUUUGGCUCCUUCACU